ACUGUCGAAUUUAACUGAAAUCGUUUAAAGAAAGAUAUAAAUAAUAAAAUAAAAAAUAUUAAAUAUAUCUAUAGAAUUUAAAUAAAUAUUUAAAGACAACCACAAAAAAAAAAAAACAAUAGACUUCAUCAUCAUCACUAGCAGCAGCAGCAGCAUGAAGAAAGUCAUAAAGACACAACCUGAAAAACGUCCAUAUUGCAAACCGCAGCGACGUCAAAAAAUCAUUAAUCGUCCAGCCGAGGAAGCUCUUUGUAAAACUGAACGUAAAACUUUAGUGGCUGCUCAGUUAAAACCACGACCUUUGGUCGACUGUCCAUUCUAUAAUUUAAAAUAUAAAUACGAUGAAUUACCACUGGAUCCGGUUAAAGAGUUUAUCAUAGAGAAAAUUUCUCACAUGCAAUCGAAUGCCAUAACCGGGCGUUGUAAUAAAGAAUUGGAAUUUCAUCAAUAUGAUAUUGAGAAUGUUGUUGCAUUGCAAAGUGAUGAAUGCGCUGAUGAUUAUACUAAUAAUGAUGUUGAUGACAAUUUACUAAAAUUACAAUUGAAAGACAUUGUUAUGCCACAGAAAUUCGAAAUGCUUCGUAAUAAGAAACUGCAUUUCUAUGGUUUUGAUGUUUGUGAUGAUCCAUGUCCCUGGCUAAACAAAUAUUUAAAUGAACAACCUACCGAAGAGUCGGUUUUUGCGGUAACCCAAACUCUUUUAGAUAUAUAUUGCACCCGGCGAAUACGUGUUUUUUAUUUUAAUUGUCGCACUAAAUCUGCCAUGUUUACCAAUGAAUUGAAAAAAUUACAUGGUGGUCCAACGGAUAUGAUUGGUGGUUAUAGUACACCCUCAGCCAAACGUUUACGUUUGCCGGCGUUGAAACCACCAGGAAAAGUAAAAAAAUUCAAGGCUGGUGAUCAUUAUGCUUUGAGGACACCAGAGGAAUGUCGCAAUGAAUUGGCACGUAUGGGUAAAGUUAUUGAUGAAUUAAUAGCACCAACUUUACAACGUGCACAACAGCAGAAUCAACAAUCAAAAGACACAAGAGAGAAGAAUCAACAACCUCUAUGCAGUGAAACUAGAAGUAAUAGGUGGCAAAAACAUAUUAAAAACAAACUUAAAAGCGUGGGUUAUUUUAAAGCAUCCAUAAUUAGUCGCAAGGACUUUGCAACAAAUGAAGAAUUUCUAUUGCAUUUGAAACGUAUGGAAAAAGAAAAAUUCAAAUAUUUGGAAGGACUUUUACCAGUUGAUCCGGAAGUUCAAAAAGCUAUAAUUUUAAAAGACUAUAAUGCUAGACUUGCAGAAUCCAGCAGAAAAUUUACACCUCAGGUGGAAAAACGUUACAAGUGUUUAAUGAAACAUCUUUCCGUAUUAAGUUUGGAGACUUUUCCCUCUAAGUUGAUUAAGAAAGUUUUACCAAAUAUCAGUAGAAAACUUCAAUUUCUGUUAGAUGCUUAUACGUUUGUUUGCCAAGAAGAGAAACUGUGGCCAAAGCUGCAUCCUGAAGUUAUGCUAAUGGAUUAUCUUUUCACAAGUGAACGACAAAUACCCACCGAUGUAGCCGUGUUAAUUAUCUCAUGUCUUAUAGAUCUCCAAGAAGAUUUUCGUUAUUAUGUGAAACGUGCAUUUAUUCGAUAUUUACUCAGAUCUCCAUUGGAACGUAAACGUUUGCAAUUGGAGUUUGAACCGCCUGAAUUUCCCAUUAUGACCAUACGAGCACCAGUACCUUGGAAAGUUUAUGUACAAUUAGCACGAAAUCAUUUGGAUCAAGUACUAAUGACUACACAUCCCGUUAUACAAGCUUUAAAUUUACUCUGGCAUCAACUCUAUAAUGACUUGGUUAUUGUUGAUGUUUCCAAGAUUAUUCUACGUGAUAUACCCAUGAAUGCCGAUGAGUUAAUAAAUUUCAUUCAAGAAAGUUGUGACACUAUUAGAGAUUUGUUAUUGAACGAUUGGAUACCUCGUUGUGCUGAUAUGAUGGAUGUAAUGCGUAAAACUUGGAAGGAUUUAAUAUCAAUGCGUGGCGGUUAUGGUGGACGUGCAGCCAUACUUUUUCGUUGUGUACAUGCUUUGAUGUCACAUCAUUUGGAAAGUUUAAUCACUAGAAGUUUAUCGUACUUGUAUAAGACUUUAGAGGAUUAUUUGGAGGGCAACGAUGUCGUUAAAUAUAAUAUGCAUGAUCCCAAACUUAAGAGGCGUCCUUUUAUGACUCUGAUUGUGUCUGUUAUUGGAACACAUUUUGAUAAUCCCACUAGAGAAGAUAUACCUGCAGAACAUACAAUACCUGCCAUAUAUGAAGAUCAUGAAGAUGAUGCUGAUCCUUUCUAUCGCAGACCGAGCGUAGUGUUAGUCGAAACGCCUUCCCUAGAAGUCGAUGAUCUAAGUAAAUUUCUAUUAAAAAACAAUGGUAAAUUUCAUGUCUUUCCCUACAUAGGAUCAUUACCAGAAUUAUUUAUAGGGAUUUUUAAAAGUAUAUUAAGAGUGGGCUAUGAUAUACCACGUCUAGAGUAUGUUAUGUCAAAUGAACCCGAUACAUUUGGUUAUCUUCAUUGUAUAAAUGAAAAACAUCCUGAUAUUAUAUUGCUCUACGAUAAGAUACAAAAAAUAGUGGAAAAUAAUUGGCGUGGUCCCAUAGUCUAUUUACUGCCUAUUUAUAAAUACUACUAUCCUUUGCUUUCCGAUAAAAUACAACCCAUAGUAGAGAAAAUCUUUGUGCAACAUAUUUUACCAGAUUUGGUGUCAAUUGAAAAUGUUAUGAAAAAACUACGCUCUAUUAUUGAGGAAACAUAUAUUUUACGUGAUUUUAUACCAUUGAAUCUGUUCAUGUUGGAUAAUCGUCAUGUUAAGCAAUCGGUUGCAAUGUUGGUACAGAAUAUUUAUGAUUUUAUCAUUGACUUUUAUAUGGCUGUAAAUCUCAAUGAAAAUCGUGCGAUAUGUGAUGCUUUAGAAGAAAUGUCAAUGAAGGCAGGUGAACGUCCGGAAGAGACGGCAGAAGUUGUUGCAUUGCAAAACUAUUUGGCAGAAUGUCGAGAUGAGAAAAUAUUUGCCAUAAAAGAUGAGAUAAAAGUUGUAUCAAAACGUGUUGUAUUCCUGCUGACACACACAAUAUUAACAAAUGAAGACAUACAUCUAAAUACACGUACAUUUAUUUUACCAUCUGAGCUGGAAGAAGUACUGGAUUUAAGUGCAGCUCGCUUAAGUGUUGUUCGUGAUAAUUUGGAAUUCGCUUUGCGUGAAAAACGUAUUAAAUUCGAACAAUUAAUUUUAUAUGAAAAACGUCGUAUGGAUGGCUUCCGCGUUAAAGAAACACGUGAUGUUCUUACUUUGGAUGAGCUUAAAGAACGUGUCGAAACUGUCGAUGAAUUAUUUGAUAUUAUUGAGAAAUUAAGUCGUGAAGCGAAAGCAAUUAAUGUUGAAGAACAAUUGCUGCAAAUAGAUGUCUCACCGUUUGCCACUCUCGUAGAAAUUGUUGAAAAAAUGGAGCCCAUCGAGAAACUAUGGAAAACGGCAUAUCAAUUUGAAAAGGACCAUGCAAUAUGGAUGUACCAAAGAUUUCAAUGUUUAAAUGCGGAUGCCAUAGCAGAGGAAGUCGAGAAUAUGCACCGGAUUGUUUACAAACUCUCACGUCAGUUGGCUAAUAAUCCCACGGCUAAACGUGCAGCGGAACAAGUACGAGUAAAAAUUGAGAAAUUUCGUGUCUAUUUGCCGGUAUUGGAUGCCAUAUGCCGCCAUGGCCUAGAAGAACGCCACUGGGAUAUGAUAUCGAAAUUUUUGGGCAAAGAUUGCAAUCCUGAUUUGUAUCCUUCCCUUAAGGAUAUGAUUGAUUGUGGCAUUAUGUCCAUAUUGCCGCAAUUGGAAGAAAUUUCAAUAGCAGCUGGCAAAGAAUAUGAUUUAAAUCAAGUACUCGAUGGCAUGAAAAAAGAUUGGAAAGAUGUUUGUUUUGAUGUUUUACAAUACCGUGAUUCGGACACACAUAUUUUGGCAGCAUUAGAUGAUAUUCAGACACUUUUGGAUGAUCAUAUUAUGCGUACACAGGCUAUGAAAAGGUCACCCUUUAUAGCUGCCUUGGGUUCUAAGGCCGAUGACUGGGAAAAUCGUUUGACACUUAUACAGAAUAUCAUAGAUACCUGGACCUCCGUGCAAAUUACUUGGAUGUAUUUAGAGCCUAUAUUUUCCUCCGAAGAUAUCAUGAGACAAAUGCCUUUGGAGGGUCGUAACUUUAAGGCGGUGGAUAAAAUUUGGCGUCGUAUAAUGCGUAAUACUGUUAGUGAUUUACAUGUUAUGGCCGCCACCGAAUAUCCCGAUAUGUUCGAAAUCUUUAAAAAAGCAGUGGCUGAUCUGGAGACUGUACAGAAGGGUUUGAAUACUUAUUUGGAACAAAAACGUUUAUUUUUUGCUCGUUUCUUUUUUCUAUCCAAUGAUGAAUUGUUGGAGAUUCUAUCAGAGACGAAAGAUCCUUUAAGAGUACAGCCUCAUUUGAAAAAAUGCUUUGAGGGUAUUUCUUUGUUGACCUUUGAUGAUAGCAUGGAAAUAACUCAAAUGAUCUCGGACGAAGGUGAAAAGGUUUCGCUAGUACGAAAAAUUAAUCCACAAUUGGCAAAUGGUUUAGUCGAACUGUGGCUCAAAGAAGUUGAAGCCACAAUGUUGGACAGUGUCAAAGAACAAAUGAAAUUUGCUUGGGAAGAUUAUUUCAUGGUUGAACGUAUACAAUGGGUGGUAUCAUGGCCUGGACAGGUGGUAUUAGGAAUAUCCUGCAUGGCCUGGACAUAUGAGGUAGAAGAGGCUAUAGAAAACAAUACACUGCCACAAUAUCUUACUAAAUCAACAGAACAGAUAGCAGAUCUGGUUAAUUUAGUGCGCACAGAUUUAACCAGUAAUACCAGAAUAACUAUAGAAGCUCUAAUAGUAUUAGAUGUGCAUGAUCGUGAUGUUGUAUCCUAUUUGGCGGACAACAAAGUGUCUUCCCUAUUGGAUUUUGAUUGGAUGUCACAAUUACGUUACUACUGGAAAGUAACAGAAAAACGUGAGGAAUGGGUAUGUGUUAGUAUGGUUGUCACUGACGUCAAAUAUGGUAUGGAAUAUUUGGGCAAUACACCACGUUUGGUAGUAACACCACUAACAGAUCGUUGUUAUAGGACACUAAUGGGCGCUUUAAAACUUUGCUUAGGCGGUGCACCAGAAGGACCAGCUGGUACUGGUAAAACCGAAACUACCAAAGAUUUAGCAAAAUCUGUAGCUAAGAAAUGUGUGGUGUUCAACUGUUCAGAUGGUUUAGAUUACAAGGCUUUGGGUAAAUUUUUUAAGGGUUUAGCACAAUCUGGCGCCUGGGCUUGUUUCGAUGAAUUCAAUCGCAUUGAAUUGGAAGUAUUAUCUGUGGUUGCUCAACAAAUAUUAACGAUACAAAGAGCUAUUGGUAGAAAAGUUGUUAAAUUCUUUUUCGAAGAUACAAUGCUACGUUUGGAUCCAACAUGUUCAAUAUUCAUAACAAUGAAUCCAGGAUCGUGUGGCGUACUGGGUCUAGCUGAAUCAAUGGUCAGUGUUUAUCGUUCAGCAAUGAGAAUAUUUUUACCAACUCCUGCCAAAUCCCAUUAUACGUUUUCGUUACGUGAUAUAACCCGUGUUUUCCAGGGUGUUGUUUUGGUGCCAGCAAAACGUUUACACGAUCCAGAAAAACUCGGCCGUCUGUGGGCUCAUGAAACGUAUCGUGUUUUUUAUGACCGAUUGCGUAAAUCGUCAUCGUUUAGUUUGGCUCCUGGAUUAUUCAUACGAUCGGAGAAUGCCGAUUCGAGGGAGAAACGUAUGUUCAAAUUGGUUAAACAAAUUGCAGCAACCGAUGAGGGCUACAUAGAGGACAUAAAUGGCAUUUUAAAUUGUGGUGAUUUACCAAAUCUUUAUCAAUUAGAGGAUAAAGCAGCGAUUAUGGAAAAUAUGAUUAAUAUUGCUAAACAAUUGGGUAAAAAUAUUGAUCCUUUACCAAGUGAAAUGUAUUCGUUUUUCAUUGAGCGUAUACGAGAACAAUUGCAUGUUGCAUUGGCAUUUUCACCCAUCGGCGAAUCGUUUAAAGAACGUAUACGUAUGUAUCCAUCAUUGAUAAACUGUUGCACAAUCGAUUGGUACAUGCCAUGGCCGGUAGACGCUUUAGAACGUGUUGCAGAAUAUUUUAUUAGCUCAAUGAAAUUGGGUCAAACACAAGAAACAGAAGAUGCGGAUGCCAAUAAGUCACUUGAAUCGUAUGAAUCGAAAGAAAGUAGAAAAAGUUUAGAGGAAGUACAAGAAAUUGUAUUGAGUGAUUUGGAAAAGGAAUUGGUAAAAUGUGUAAUGCAUUUUAAUCAAUCCGUUGUCGGUGCAAGUGAAAAAUGUUUCACAGAAUUAGGUAGAAGAAAUUAUGUGACACCCUCUUCAUAUUUAGAAAUGUUAAAGGCAUUUCGUACCUUUUACAUACGAAAACUUGAGGAGAUAACGAAAUUACGAGAUAGAUAUACAACUGGUUUGGAAAAAUUAGAUUUUGCUGCUGGUCAAGUGGGUGAAAUGCAAUCAAAUUUAUAUGAAUUGCAGCCUAAAUUAAAGGUACUCUCCGAGGAAACGGAAAGGAUAAUGGUGAAUAUUGAACGCGAAACGGCAGAGGCGGAAAAGAAAAAGGAAGUGGUAGGAGCUGAUGAGGCAGCAGCCAAUGAAGCAGCUGCUGCUGCUCAAGCUAUUAAAGAUGAUUGCGAAAGUGAUUUAGCGGAGGCUAUACCAGCCCUGGAGGCAGCCUUAGAUGCUUUAAAUACUCUCAAACCGGCAGAUAUAUUUGUGGUGAAAUCCAUGAAAAAUCCUCCUUAUGGUGUUAAAUUGGUACUGGAGGCUGUGUGUGUUAUCAAAGGUUUAAAACCAGAUCGUAAACCAGAUGCUUCGGGCAGAAUGGUAGAAGAUUACUGGGGUGCUUCGUUGCGCAUGGUCAGUGAUAUGAAAUUUUUAGAAUCUCUAAAAACUUUCGACAAGGAUAAUAUACCACCAGCUAUAAUCAAGAAAAUACGAGAAAAAUAUGUAGCCGAUCGUGAUUUUGUGCCCGAGAAAAUCAAAUCCGCUUCUACCGCCUGUGAGGGUUUAUGUCAUUGGGUUCGUGCCAUGGAUGUCUAUGAUAAAGUGGCUCGCAUUGUUAUGCCCAAAAAAGCUGCCUUAGCAGAGGCUGAAAAUGAUUUGGCUUCCCAAAUGGAAAAACUUAAUUCCAAACGAGCAGAGCUGCAGGUGAUUUUGGAUAAAUUGCAAAAGCUAAAUGAUUUCUUUGCGGAAAAAUCACGACAGAAAAAAGGUUUAGAAGAUGAAAUUGAAAAUUGUGAAAAGAAAUUGAACAGAGCUGAAAAACUAUUGGGCGGCUUGGGUGGCGAAAAGACACGUUGGUCGGAGACAGCUCAUAAUCUUCAUAAGUCUAUAAGUAACAUUGUAGGCGAUGUUCUUUUAGCCGGUGGCUGCACAGCAUAUUUGGGAUUUUUUCCAACAGAGUAUCGUGUUAAUAUUCUCGAGGAAUGGAAUGAAGUAUGUCGACAACGUAAAAUACCCUGUUCCGAGAAAUUCUCAUUAGCCAAUACUCUGGGCAAUCCUAUGCAAAUACGAGCUUGGUCUUUAGCAGGUUUACCAGCUGAUAAUUUUUCUGUAGAAAAUGCCAUCAUAGUAGCUAAUUCUAAUCGCUAUUCCCUAUUAAUAGAUCCACAAGUUCAAGCCAACAAGUGGAUUAAAAAUAUGGAAAAGAAAAAUGACCUUAAAGUUAUAAAACAAAGCGAUGCCAAUUAUAUGCAAAUACUUGAAUUGGCAAUUACGUAUGGUAAUCCAGUAUUGAUUGAAAAUGUUGGUGAACGUUUGGAUUCAAAUUUAACGCCAAUUUUAGAAAAGAAUGUAAUUAAGCAUAAAGGUGGCUACUUUAUCAAGAGCGGAGAUCAAAUGAUUGAAUAUAAUAGUAAUUUUCGUUUAUACAUAACAACUUGUCUAAGGAAUCCUCAUUAUCCGCCAGAAAUUAUGGUUAUGGUAACCGUAAUAAAUUUUAUGAUUACGGAACAAGGUUUACGUGAACAACUGUUGGCUACUGUUGUGGCUCAUGAACGUCCCGAUCUACAGGAGAAAAAGGAACAAUUGAUUAUUGAGUCGGCAAAAAAUCGCGAUGCUUUGUAUACAAUUGAAUCAAAAAUAUUGGAGGUACUCUCAACGUCCGAAGGCAAUGUAUUGGAAGAUGAAAAUGCCAUUAACAUUUUGUCAUCUAGCAAAAUCUUAUCCGAACAAAUUCAAGAGAAACAAAUUAUUGCAGUCGCUACUGAGGCGGAAAUUGAUGAAGCGCGUCAACGUUACAUACCUGUAGCCAAACAUUCGGCCAUAUUGUUUUUUUGCAUCAGUGAAUUGGCAAAUAUUGAUCCCAUGUAUCAAUACUCAUUGGGUUGGUUUUUAAAUCUCUUUGUAAAUACCAUCAUAAAGGCACCCAAAUCAACUGAAUUACAAGAACGCUUGGAAAAUUUAAAUAAUUAUUUUACGAAAUCAAUUUAUCAGAACGUUUGCAGGUCGUUAUUUGAGAAAGAUAAAUUGGUCAUAUCGUUGGUAAUGUGUUUAGGUAUAAUGUUGGCAAAGGGUAAAAUAAAUAAAUCCCAUUUGUUGUUCUUUUUAACGGGAGGCGUUGGAUUGCAAAGUAUUCCACCUAAUCCAGCACCAGUAUGGCUUCCUGAAAAGGCUUGGUUUCAAAUAGUGCUGGCCAGCAAUUUGGAAGGUUUAACAAACUUUUAUAAAAAGUUUGAAGAAGACAUUGAAGCAUGGAAGAAAUUUUAUGAUUUGUCAUCACCGGAAGAAGCUGAAUAUCCGCCACCCUAUGAUCAUAUUGAUGAGAUGUUGGGACUGAUACUAUUGAAAUGCUUAAGACCGGAUAAAGUUGUACCAGCGGUUAGAAAUUUCAUUACACGUAACAUGGAUCGUUCAUUUGUUGAGCCGCCUCCUUUUGAUUUGAAUGCUUCAUUUGCUGAUAGUUCGCCAAAAAUACCUUUAGUAUUCUUGCUGUCCCCAGGCUCUGAUCCAAUGGCCAGUCUUUUCAUGUAUGCCAAACAGCGUAAUAUGUACGACAAUUAUGCUUUAUCGCAAUCUGGCACAUAUCGAGUACCUUUGAAUCCAACACGUGUCAAUGCUUUGGAUUACAUAGCAGAAUUUCCUUUAAGUCCUCAUCCUGAAGUCUAUGGUUUACAUGAAAAUGCCGAUAUAAAUCGUAAUAACAAGGAAACAAAUAGUCUAAUACAAGGUGUUUUGAAAACUCAAACCGACUUAAUGGCAUCUGUCAAAUCGAGUGGAGCGGGUGCAGAUGGUGCCAAGGUAGAUCCUGCUUUUCAGAUAUGCAAAGAUAUAUUGGCGCGUCUACCGAAUGCCUUCGAUCUGGUAGAGGUAACCGAAAAAUUUCCUGUAGUCUAUACUAAUUCCAUGAAUACUGUAUUGAGACAGGAGCUAAUAAGAUUUAACCGUUUAUUAGACUAUAUACGCAAAAGUUUGAUUAAUGUUCAGAAAGCUAUUCAGGGGCAAAUUGCCAUGAUUCCAGAAUUGGAAAGAACACAUCGUUCGAUGGUUAUCGGAAAACUUCCUGAUGACUGGCUGAAGAAGAGUUAUCCUUCGCUAAAACCACUGGGCAGUUAUGUCACUGAUUUUCUUGCGAGAUUGGAAUUCUUUCAAACUUGGUUAGAUAAAGGUGAACCGAUUGUUUACUGGUUAUCGGGUUUCUAUUUUACACAAUCCUUUAUGACCGGAGUUUUACAAAACUAUUCGAGAAAGAAUCGUUUUCAAAUCGAUAUGGUGCGUAUUGAGUUUGAAGUUACCAAAUAUGAAAUGGAAGCAGAUGAAACGCCUGAAUUGGGUGCUUACAUAAGGGAUAAACUGGAAAAUAAUGAGGAUACGAAAUUAAUUAAAGGCCUUUUCCUUGAAGGUUGUCGCUGGAAUCGUGCCAUACACGCCGUUGAUGAAUCGUUUUCAAAGAUACUUUUUGAUACUAUUCCAGUUGUUUGUCUAUUGCCCACAAUGAAAAUAGAAAGUCAACAAAAGUCCUGUAUGGCAAAAGAAAAUGAUGAUGGUGUCGAUGGUGCUGUUGGUGGCAAACAAAUCUACGAAUGUCCUGUGUAUAAAACAAGUGAAAGGCGUGGUAUUUUAUCCACUACUGGCCACUCGACGAACUUUGUAAUGUACAUGGAUUUACCGUGUACAAGAAAUCAAAUGCAUUGGAUUAAUCGUGGUGCUGCUUCGCUGUGUCAAUUAGAUGAUUAGUUUUGCCUCAAUGAGUUGAAAGAAUAAUAGAAAAGGAUGUUUCAUUUCAAUGCUAUUCAUUAUGUACAAAUUUUUUUGUCAGAUACUAUUCAUCUAUUUUCUAUUACAAUUUUAAGAGACUGAUAUUUAUUUUGGAUUUUUUUUUUGUAUUUGCUAUUAAAUAAAUUCAUUUAAAUGUAA
Messenger RNA from Lucilia cuprina (Australian sheep blowfly), 10417 nucleotides. RefSeq names its product dynein axonemal heavy chain 3 (gene Dnah3). Gene Ontology annotation, molecular function: dynein intermediate chain binding; ATP binding; minus-end-directed microtubule motor activity. The transcript is spliced from 55 exons. The record is from RefSeq and is a predicted model, not a curated record. Gene Ontology annotation, cellular component: dynein complex. Bases 155 to 10237 code for a protein of 3360 amino acids. Gene Ontology annotation, biological process: microtubule-based movement. Lineage: Eukaryota; Metazoa; Arthropoda; Insecta; Diptera; Calliphoridae.